AUGUCACCCCCAGUUCCUCCAAGCAACGGGGGCCAACGUGAUAUUGCAAAGAACUGUCCAUCUCUAUUGGCAUACGCAGUGCCCGUUCCUUGUCUUCCUCAAUAUCAGACAUGGGAUAACGACCUUCGAGGUAAGAUGCAUCCUCUCACACCACCUUCCCACGCUUGGCGACUCUCCUGUCCAUCGCCCACCGGUGCCGCUCGUACCCCGCGCAUUGCUAAGGAUGUUUACAGCCUAGAGAAACGCGAGGCCCGUAGGGCCAUCCCCCAAGCGGAGCUAACGCGCCGAUGGGAAGUAGCGGACAAGGCCGCCGCUAAGCAGCGUAAGAAGGUCGAGAAGAUCCAGAAGAAGUGGUGA
This is a messenger RNA of Penicillium robsamsonii, 357 nucleotides long. RefSeq lists its product as uncharacterized. The record is from RefSeq and is a predicted model, not a curated record. The coding region runs from base 1 to 357 and encodes 118 amino acids. The transcript has 3 exons. Lineage: Eukaryota; Fungi; Ascomycota; Eurotiomycetes; Eurotiales; Aspergillaceae.